GACGGUGGCGGGCGGUGUGCAAAGAAGAUCAUGCCUACGUAGGACAUGUCUGGAGGUGUCUUUCCAAGGACCAUUCUUCGUAUCGCCCAAAUUGGCUUUGUGAAACAGUUGAGCGAUAUCUCGUUCUUACGUAGAAUGGUUCUACGAAAGACCCUUUCAUGCAACAGGCCCCUGAUCAAUGUGGUCAAUGUACCGAUCCGGGCUUGGCCAGAUAAUACAUCUAAAGAGGUUAAGUGAUUUGUGAUGACAGUCUGUUGUGAUUCUCCAAAAUUGCGCGAAUAAUGCAGCGCUCUACCUUCCUUUUUACUGAAUUGAUUCAAGUACAGAAAAGUUAUAAAUAAAAUUACCGCAAAUUAUGCUGGCGCAAAUAUUCACUACUGAAUGACACGCGCCGUAUAAGCUAAAACAACAACAACAACAACAACAAUCCAGGCACCACUGCGCCUCGAACGGGCCUGGGACUCGGCCGACGCCGGACGGACAGGCUGUGCUGAGCUGGGCGUGCGGGGCGAGGAGUGUAUUAAUAUUAUCUCAUAAACUGAUUUUAUUCGCCUAUGAUUAUGAAGACAUAUGGAUGCAGUGAAGGUAAACGUCACGUUUGAAUGGAGGUUACUUUAGAGGAAAUAGUUGAUGUCGGAACACCCCAAGGAAGCUUGAAGAAAGUGGACAGUAUAAAAUAGGAAUCCUAAAAUAUACAAAGAACAUUUUUGGAUUUGAAUGUCAAAUAACUCUGAUAAGAUACAUGGUAAAUUAACCAUUCCAGAGGCCGUUGAGGACUGAAUGUUCAGUGUUGUAGACAGAGUUUAAAAGUAGACUGAGUAUACAAACUAGACUUCCUUUCCCAUUACAAAGAAAGAUAAUUUCAAUAUCUCAACAGCUAGAUUCCUCUAUUUAGUACUGAAUAACAAACGCCGCAUACAAAAUGUGGAGUCAAAUUGGGUUUGUGAGUCGAAACCUACCAACUUUUAGAUCUGCCAGCAGGAAAUCCAAACUUUAUAACUUGAGAAUAUUUCCAUCUUAUGAGGGCUCUAGUCCAAGCUCCAUCCUCUGUCAAGAUGAAGUUAGAACUCCCCUGUUGCCUACCGACGAUGUCCCCCAAAGGAGUUCAAUGGCUUCUUGUACAUCGCCUUUAAUCUUUGCCAAGCAUUACCCAUCUCCACGUACAUCCAGAACGGACAUUGGAAAGCCAUUAUGGAAGAAUGUAGUAGAUACAGCAAACUUGAUCCCAUCGACAUGGCAACUGUCAUCUCGUUCGGCAGUCUCUAUGACCGGGUUCAACGAUUAUGAGUUGGGCCGCAAAGAGUUCAAAAUUGAUGUUCCAGAGUAUUUCAACUUUGCAAGUGAUGUAAUGGAUGAAUGGGCCCGGAAGGAAGAGACAGGAGAGAGAUCGUCAAAUAUCCCAGCAUUCUGGUGGAUUGAUACCAAAGGAAAUGAAAUCAAGUGGUCAUUCAGGGAUCUAUCAACUAAGUCAAAGAAGGUUGCCAAUUUGCUUGAGAAAAACUGUAACAUCAAGCAACAUGACAGAGUAAUGGUCAUCCUACCACGCCUUCCAGAAUGGUGGCUCCUCAAUUUGGCUUGUCUGAGAAUAGGGGCUGUCCUUGUACCAGGAUCCACCCAGCUCAGAGAGAUGGAUAUCAGAGAUAGACUGGAAAGCUCUAAAGCUGUCUGCAUCAUUACUGAUGAAGAACUAUCACAUCUAGUUGAUAAUGUUGAAAAGGAUACGGAUGGGUUUCAACACAAAAUUCUUAUUGGAGAUGAGGAUGAUAUAAAGAAGAAGGAUAGAGCUGGUUGGUUACAUUUUCAAGAGCUCUUUGAUGCAGCUUCGGACCAUCAUGAGUGUGUCAAGAGCCGCAGCAGUGACCCCAUGACAGUUUUCUUUACAAGUGGGACUACAGCCAAGCCGAAGAUGGCAGAACACACACAUGCAAGUUACGGUCUUGGUCAUAUAAUUACAGCAAAGUAUUGGUUGGAUCUGACUCAGCAUGAUAUUAUCUGGAACAUGUCUGAUACUGGUUGGGCCAAGUCUGCCUACAGCAACAUCUUCGCUCCAUGGACCCAGGGAUCGUGUGUAUUUAUUCAUCAUUCACCUCGAUUUGAUCCACUUCAAACCCUGCAGGUGUUCAAUGACUACCCAAUCUCAAUAUUCUGUGGUCCUCCGUUAGCCUACAAUAUGAUGGUCCAGCAAGAUACAACAAAGUAUAAUCUAAGAUCUCUGAGGGACUGCGUCAGUGCUGGAGAAUUUUUGAGUCCUGAGGUGAACGAGGCAUGGAGACAAGUUAGUGGGAAAUUUAUCAGAGAAGGAUAUGGACAAACAGAAACUGUAACAAUGAUAGCAUCAUAUCGCUGUAUUCAGUCCAAGCCAGGAUCCUGUGGUAAGGCGUGUCCUGGUUAUGAUAUAGCCAUCGUUGAUGAGGACGGUAAUGAACUCCCAAGAGGGGAGGUUGGUAUCAUUGGCAUGAAGGUGAAACCUGUUAGACCGUUGGGUCUCUUCUCUCAGUAUGUGGAUGAUCCUGAACGGACAAAGUCUGUGUUUCGAGGAGAUUAUUAUGUGACAGGAGAUAAGGCCAUUCAAGACGAAGAUGGUUACUUCUGGAUAAUGGGUCGUAAUGAUGAUGUCAUAACAUCUGCAGGAUAUCGGAUUGGACCAUUUGAAGUAGAGAGUGCUCUGAUCAAGCAUCCGGCUGUUGCUGAGGUGGCUGCAGUUAGUUCACCAGACACAACAAGGGGAGAGGUCGUGAAAGCAUUUGUUGUAUUAGCAGAGGACUACAAGUCUAGAGAUCAAGCUGAACUUAUUACAGAGCUCCAAGAACACUCCAAGCAACUCACUGCACCAUACAAAUACCCUAGAAAGAUUGAGUUUGUUGAUUUGAUUCCUAAGACGACCAGCGGGAAGAUCCGAAGGGUGGAACUGAGACAGAGAGAAUGGAUUCAACAACCCGAGAAAUGAAGCAGUGAUAAAUGGUGGGUGAGAUAAUUUACUACCCAAAGCCUCAAAUAGUAUCUGCCAUUUUUUAAUUUGAAAAUUUUCAAAUGAAUCAAAAUUCCUUGUGUCAUUUUGUCAGAAAAAAGUGAUAAUAUUCUGCUGUUUUCCAAGCACAAACUUCUUAAAAGAGUAUUUAGAUAGAAUAUAUUUUGUAGACUAGAAGUAGAAAGGAAGGAAAGAAUAAAUAGAUAUAUGACAGUAUUACUGAUGAUGACUUUGUGAUUUUAUUUGAGUAUGUGAUGCAAAUACUGUUGAAGUUGCUCUGUCAGAAUUAGUGUGUUAGUCUAAAAUAUUUAAACCAUAUUGUGUAUAAAUUUUAAUGCAAAUUGUCAUAGUAAAUUGUACUUUCUUCAUCCCAUAUUGCAUAGCAAUUUGUUUGAAUUUGGUACUAUAUAUAAGAUUGCCAAACUUAUUUUUAUUCCAAGACUAUCUAAAGUGCCUGUAAUUGUGAUACAUUGACCAUGAUGACAUUUAAACAAAUAGUUCAUGUGUAAGUGCCUUCUUUGUUAUCAUUGUUAUUUUCUUUAAUGAUGUAUGAUAUUGGAAAUUAUCAGAAAUUUGUGUGCUUCCUUCCCAACGGUCAAUGUAGAUUGUUUUGUCAGAAAUGAUUUGCAUUGAUCAUUGGCUAUUAUGACAGUACUAUUAUAUAUUUUUCUAUCAAUAUAUUCAUAAUUUUAAUAAUUCUAUGUAAUUAUGUACUGUUAAUGUUAUAAAGAGUUAAUAUCCUGUAAUAUUACUAUCACUAUUUUAUUUCAAUUAGUUUCAUGCCUCUGUUACUAUGUAUUUUUUUAAAAUCAUGUGAUUUGGUGGUGAUUUUAUGUGAUUGCUAAGAAAGCAUGAAUGCUUGUAAGCAGGAUAAUGCCUUACCAAAGGGCUCUAGCACACCUAAUGGGAAUCAAACCCGGGUCACCGAAAUCCGAAACCUCCGCUCUAUCAACCGGGCUAUCGUGCCUCCAUCCAUCUGUCCCCCUUUUCUUCUCAUAAUUUCAAACCUCACUCAUCUGUGCAUAUGUGGGUGAGGUUGAUCUGAAAACCAAUUACAUUGUUUAAUAUAGACCCUUAAGGUAGCUGUUCAAGUCAUUUUGCGCCUUUCUAGCCAAAAGACGCACAACAAGUUUGGUUAGGGUUCCUCAGUCUGCAAAUUCCUUAUAAUAUCAAUAUAUACAAUAGUUGUGAUACUUAUGCUCUCUACCCUGUUGAGAACUCUGGUUUCUUAUUCACAUUAUCAUACAAUACAAAAUCAAACACAUUAUUAAUACUUUUCUUUUUAGAUUGGACAUUCUAUUACUACAAAUUCUAGUCUAUAUUAUCUACUUCAAAUAAAUACUUUUGAUAGAUGUGCAUGAUAUGUAAUAUUAUAUAUGUUUCCAUCCUUCAUCCUUUCUAUUCAUUCCACUAAUUGUUCAAUUAAAAAAUUGUUAUUUUAUUAAUUAUUAUAAGACCAUUAUACUUAAUGAAAUCAUUUUGUGAGAUUAAUUACCUACCUCAAUUGGUGCAAAAAGUACAAUCUUUUCACCUUCACAUUGGCCCUACUUAUUGUGUCUUAUGUUGAUAACUAUCAUAUUGACAUAUAUAUCUAACAUGGACAUCAUCUAUCAUAUUGACCCAUAUGUUUCUACUUAUUAUCUAAUCUGAGUACUAAGUGUUUGUGGUGCUUUAUAUUCUUAUGUUACAAGAUUAUAUUUUUGAGCUAUAAAAUAGUGUAAACACAAUGAUUCUAGAAGUUGAAUAUAUCCAUUAACCAAUCUUGUUCAUUAUGAAAUUGCAAUAAAGAGAUUUGAAUUUUAAAGUUA
Molecule: messenger RNA, 4776 nt
Organism: Lytechinus pictus (painted urchin)
Lineage: Eukaryota; Metazoa; Echinodermata; Echinoidea; Temnopleuroida; Toxopneustidae
Product: acyl-coenzyme A synthetase ACSM3, mitochondrial-like
Exons: 16
Coding region: 923-2947 (674 amino acids)
Biological process (GO): acyl-CoA metabolic process; fatty acid biosynthetic process
Cellular component (GO): mitochondrial matrix
Molecular function (GO): fatty acid ligase activity; fatty-acyl-CoA synthase activity
Source: RefSeq, a predicted model, not a curated record